UCUUACAGUCAUACUCAAUAGACUUCAUCUUACCUUAAAAAUAAAAAAAAUAAAAAAAUAAAAAAAUAAAAAAUUCAAGCUGAAAAAGGGGAAAGGAGGGAGUUUAAACAUCGACAAUGUCGGAAGCUUAAACCUUUUUUGAACACGAGCAAUUGAUUGCACCGCAAAUUCAAUUUACAGAGAUCCAAUUCAAAACCCUAAAAAAUCCGACCUUAUUGGAGCUUAAACUCUCUCUCGUUGCUUCUCAGCAUUCGUUUAUCAAAAACUCAAUUCAAAGCGAAGCAUAUUCGAUGGUGAUAAAACGGUGAGUUAGUGGAAAUGGAAGUUCGAAGGGAUGAAGAACGAACCGAGAUAAUGCGUAGGUGUAGCAGGUGCAUGGUUAAGGGAGAUAAAAUGUGCUACCAACAUGUUGUUUCUUAUUUAUUUCCUGUGAUCAAGAAAAAUGAUUCCUCAGAUUCUGCAAAAAGUGAAGAAAAUAAAUCCCAGAACCCAGUUAAAUUAAAUGAUAAAUUUGUUGGGAGUAAGAAAUUUGAUGAUGAAGAAGAAAAGGGUAGGAAUAUUUCAGCUGAAAAUGUGGAAACUCAAGGUCAGGAUGUUGUAAAUGUGAUUGAAGAAAAGAAGUGCACACCAAGUGUUUGUGAAAAUGGCGCAGAGAGAAGAGAGAAAACAAGUCCAUUGGAAAUAACUCUAACUAAACUUAAGGAAAAGCUGAAUAGGAGUAAGAAAAUGGAAGAGGAAGAAAGUGCGGGAAAAUUGUCUGUUGGAGUGAAGAAGGGGAGAGGAGAGGAGAAAGAGAAUGGGAUUUAUCGAAAGAAAUUUCGAAAGAUUGCUGUGAAAUUCGAUGAUUUGGCUAGCUGUAGAGAUGGGCUUGGUAGUGUUGUUGAGGAGAGAUUACGAAAGUGUGGGCAGAAUGUGGUGGAGGAAGACGAGGACAGUGAUGUUGCAUUGGUUGAGCAUUCCCAAGAGGAGGAAGAUGAACAAGGAGAAGAAAUAGACAAGGGCACACUCGGUGUUUGCGAAAAUGGUACUGAGGAGAAUACACCAAAGAUUGAUAAAAGGAUUAAGAUCGAUUCCAGCGCUUGUCAUCAAUGCCAUAGAGGCGACAAGGGAAGAGUUAUUAGGUGCUCUAAGUGCAAGAGCAAACGGUUUUGCAUUCCCUGCAUUACAACCUGGUAUCCGCAGAUGACUGAAGAGCAGAUUGCUCAGGCUUGCCCACUCUGCCUUGGGAACUGCAAUUGCAAGUCGUGUUUGCGCAUGGAGGGAUCUACCAAAUAUCAGGUGAAGGAUGGAUAUAAUGUUCGGCAAGAAGUAAAGAUUGACCACUCCAAAUAUCUGCUGAGGAUCAUUCUGCCACUUCUAAAGCAGUUUAAUCAGGAACAGAUGACAGAAAAGGAAAUAGAAGCCAAAAUUCAGGGUGCACUAGUGUCUGAAGUAGAAAUUCAAAAUGCAAUUGGGCGAGAAAAUGAGCAAGUAUUCUGUAACAACUGCAGAAACUCCAUUGUCGAUUUUCACAGAAGUUGUCCAAACUGUAUGUAUGAUUUGUGUCUCACCUGCUGUCGGGAAGUUCGUGCUGGACGGCUGCAGGAUUGUGAAGAAGCUGUAACGGAAUAUGUUGAUAAGGAUUUACAAAAUUUGCACUGUAAAAGUUCUCGUGGGCGACCAAAGAAACCAACUAGAGGCUACAAUGCUCCCACAAAAUCAAAGGAACCAGCUAGAUGCUUGAGAGUUCAUGUUCAAUCAGAGAGAAUUACUGGAGGCAAAAAAGCUCCUGCUCGAUCAAAGAGAAUAGUCUCAGACAAUCCUUGUGGGCUACACUUUGAUGAUCAAAAUAAGGCAAAAUCUGAAUGGAAAGGAGAGAGAAAUGGUGCUAUUACUUGCCCUCCACCUAUAUUUGAGGGUUGUGGGGGUGCAGUUCUUGAAUUAAAAUCUAUCUUAUCAGAUGGUUGGGUUUCAGAAUUGCUGAAGAAAGCAGAGCAGACAGUGGCCAAAUGGGAACAAGAGAUUUCAGCUUGUGCUCCUGAGGAAUGCUCAUGCUCUGCUUCGGAUGUUGAUCGUGGAAGCAUCUUGCAGAAAUGUGCUUCCAGAGAUGGCUCCAAAGACAAUUAUUUGUAUUGCCCUGAUGCUAGGGAUAUUCAACAUGGAUAUCUCAAACACUUCCAGUGGCAUUGGACUCUGGGACAACCAAUUAUUGUCAGGAAUGCUCUUGACACUAACCCUGGUUUAAGUUGGGAACCAAUGGUCAUGUGGCGUGCUUUCCGUGAAGUUGGAAAUAGGGUAUUGAAGGUGAAAGCUAUUAAGUGUUCGGAUUGGUCUGAGGUUGAUCUCAACGCUCACCAGUUUUUUAAAGAAUAUUCACGGGGUCAAUUGGAGGGUGCUAAGUCACUUGGCAUUCUGAAAUUGAAAGAUUGGCCACCUGUUGGUAAAUUUGAGCAGCGUUUACCACGUCAUAGUGCUGAAUUUGUUAGAGCAUUGCCAUUUAAGGAGUACACACAUCCCAGGGUUGGAGGUUUGAACAUAGCUGCCAAGUGCCCUUCAAGAACUUUGAAGCCAGAUUUGGGUCCAAAGGCUUACAUUGCUUAUGGACGGGCACAAGAGUUGGGUUGUGGUGACUCUGUCACCAAGCUUCACUGUCACAUCUCUGACGUGGUCAAUAUUUUAACACAUACCACCGAUGGUACUCCGCAUCUUGGCAGAAGUGUUCAUCCAUCUGGGAUCUUGGAAGGUUCAGACAAUAAAAGAGAAGGUGCUCUUUGGGACAUCUUUCGUAGAGAAGAUGUCCUUAAGCUGCAAGAGUAUUUGAAGGGACAUUACAUGGAAUUCAGGCACAAUCAUUAUUCCCCAUUCAACCAGGUCAUUCACCCUAUUCAUGACCAGACAUUCUACUUGACUGAGGCACAUAAAAGGAAGCUAAAGGAAGAAUAUGGAAUUGAGCCAUGGACAUUUGUUCAAAAUCUUGGAGAAGCAGUCUUCAUCCCUGCUGGCUGUCCUCAUCAAGUUAGAAACUUGAAGUCAUGCAUAAAGGUUGCGCUUGAUUUUGUCUCUCCUGAGAAUGUUCACGAGUGUAUCCGUCUUAUCGAAGAGCUCCGUAGUUUGCCUCGAAAUCACCGGGCCAAGGGGGAAAAGUUAGAGGUAUGGAAAAUGAUUAUUUACGCUGUAAAGCAGGCUAUAGACGAACUGAAGUCCGACCAGGAGUUAGAUGAUUGAAAAUAUGGUAGAUGAUGAUUUAUGUUACUCGUAGGGUGAUUCGAUCUUAUUAUUUACUUGAUGACCUGAACAGGCUUCAGGCUUCUAUGUCGCCAAUGUAUCUCGAGUCAGUCUAAUUGUGUUAGUAUAGUGUUAGUGUGUUUGUUGACACCAUACCGGAAUCGAGUCCAGUUGUGUUAGUAUAGUGUCUAUGAAUUCUCGAGUCAUGCGACACACUUACUACCGGGUCGGGUCAUGGGCCGGCAUAACUACCCGCAUUUUCGGGUACCCGUUUAGCUGGGUACCCGGCACCGUUCUGAGUAUCCAGACUUUCGGACCAUGACAUAGGCUCAUGAGAGAAAAUCUUGGCUAUUUUGGUGAAGCUGCUUGUAUUGUAUAGAAUUAUAGAUACAAAUACAAUCAAAUACGAACUACUCAUCGAGUAGUAAAAUGAGAAUUUGAAAGCUUGAGGUUUAUUGUGCAAUUUUUUUUUGUUCUUUGUUC
Messenger RNA from Spinacia oleracea (spinach), 3687 nucleotides. RefSeq names its product lysine-specific demethylase JMJ26. The transcript has 12 exons. Gene Ontology annotation, biological process: regulation of transcription by RNA polymerase II. The record is from RefSeq and is a predicted model, not a curated record. The coding region runs from base 319 to 3204 and encodes 961 amino acids. Gene Ontology annotation, cellular component: chromatin; histone deacetylase complex. Gene Ontology annotation, molecular function: histone H3K9 demethylase activity; transcription coregulator activity; chromatin DNA binding. Lineage: Eukaryota; Viridiplantae; Streptophyta; Magnoliopsida; Caryophyllales; Amaranthaceae.